GGGGCCGGGACGGUGCGUGGGGCAGUGGGAGGGCGCUGUGCCCACUGCCGAGCCGGGCGCCCCCCAGCCCCCCGCCCCGGUCUGGUCCCAUGGCCCUGGUCACCGUGAGCCGCUCGCCCCCGACCAGCGGCCGCUCCACGCCCGUGGGGCCCUCGAGCCGGGCAGCCGGGCAGAGAGGCCGACUCCAGCGACGACAGAGCUUUGCCGUGCUCCACGGGACACUCCUCAGACUGCAUGACGACGGAGGGGACGAUGGAGGGGGCGAUGGAGGGGGCGAUGGAGAGGCUGCUGAGGGCAGCCCUGAAGCCCCAGGGGAGCCCUUGGGGGAGGAGCAGCCCCUUGGGGACCAGACUGACAUUGGGGACCAGGUCGACACCGAGCACUGUGAUCAGAGUGUCCAGAAACAGGAGCAGAGUCGCCACCUGCACCUCAUGGUGGGGCUGCUGAGGCCGCAGGACGACAUCCGCCUGGCUGCCCAGCUGGAGGCCGCGCGGCCUCCCCGGAUCCGCUACCUACUGGUGGUCUCCACCCGAGACCUCCUGAGCCAAGACGAGACAGUCCUCCUGGGGGUCGACUUCCCCCACAGCAGCUCCCUUAGCUGCACUCUGGGCCUGGUCUUACCUCUCUGGAGUGACACCCAGGUGUACCUGGAUGGAGACGGUGGCUUCAGCGUGACGUCUGGCGGACAGAGCCGGAUCUUCAAGCCCAUCUCUCUCCAGACCAUGUGGGCCACACUCCAGGUGUUGCACCAGGCCUGUGAGGCAGCUCUGGGCAGCGGGCUGGUGCCAGGCGGCAGUGCCCUCAGCUGGGCCAGCCACUACCAGGACAGACUGAGCUCCGAGCAGGGCUGUCUCAAUGAGUGGAUGGCCAUGGCGGACCUGGAGUCUCUGCGGCCCCCGAGUGCUGAGCCCGGUGGGGCUUCGGAGCAGGAGCGGAUGGAGCAAGCGAUCCGGGCCGGGCUGUGGGCCGUGCUGGAGUCCAGCGACCUGGAGAGCGUCACUUCAAAAGAGAUCCGCCAGACCCUGGAGCAGCGCCUGGGCUGCCCGCUGCAGCAGUACCGGGACUUCAUCGACAACCAGAUGCUGCUGCUCAUGGCCCAGCAGGACCGGGCCUCGCUCAUUUUCCCGCACCUCUACCUGGGCUCCGAGUGGAACGCAGCCAACCUGGAGGAGCUGCAGAGGAACAGGGUCAGUCACAUCCUGAACAUGGCCCGCGAGAUCGACAACUUCUUCCCCGAGCGCUUCACCUACCACAACGUGCGGCUGUGGGACGAGGAGUCGGCGCAGCUGCUGCCGCACUGGAAGGAGACACACCGAUUCGUGGAGGCCGCCAGGGCGCAGGGCACGCGGGUGCUCGUGCACUGCAAGAUGGGCGUGAGCCGCUCGGCGGCCACCGUGGUGGCCUACGCCAUGAAGCAGUACGGCUGGGGCCUGGAGCAGGCGCUGCGCCACGUGCAGGAGCUGCGACCCGCCGCGCGCCCCAACCCCGGCUUCCUGCGCCAGCUGCACACCUACCAGGGCAUCCUGACCGCCAGCCGGCAGAGUCACGUCUGGGAGCAGAAGGCGUGUGGGGCCCCCCUGGAGCAGCCCCCGGGCCCGGAGCUCACCACCGUCUUACCACCUCUCCCGCCAGAACCGGAGAGCAGCGGGGAGGCGGCGGGGACUGGGCCGUCCGAGGGCCAGGUGGCCCCCUGCCAAGAGCCGGGGUCUCGGCCCCGCAUCAGCUUGCGUGGGAUCAUGAGGUCCAUCAGCCUCCUGGAGCCCCCCGCGGAGCUGGAGAGCACCCCCCGGGCGGAGGACCUGCCGGAGGUCUUCUCCUCAAGUGAGUCUUCGAAUGGGAGCCCGGCACCCUCCAAGGCCAGGGACCAGGGGCGGGCGCGCAAGGAGCCCUGGCCUGCCCGGAUGACCCGCCAGUCCGUGGUCGCCCUCAACAACGCCGCCCUGGUGGCCAGCCGAAGUCAGGCCUUCCAGGAGCAGGGGCAGGGACAGGCUGGCUGCUCCCCGGCCCGGGCCCGGAAGGUGGUGAGACAGGCCAGCGUCGAGGGCAGCGGGGAGGACGAUGAGGCCUGAGCCCUCCAGGCCUCUGCCCCCCUCUGGCAGGUCCCCAGGACACCCCAACACUACAGCCUCACCUCCUCCAGCCUUAAACCUCAGGCCUGUGCCUCCAUGCCAGGCUCCAGACUGCUCUGGGAAGGGGACAUGCAAAGGACUAAGAGCCUGGGACAGGGGCCAGCGCCAUAGUCUAGCGGGGAGGGCGUUUGCCUUGCACACGGCCAACCCGGGUUCGAUCCCCGACAUCCCAUAGGGUUCCCCAGCACCACCAGGAUUGAUUCCUGAGUGCAGAGCCAGGAGUAACCCCUGAGCAUCGCCGGGUGUGACCCAAAAAGAAAAAGAAGAGGCUAGGGACAGUGACACCCUCGCUUCAUUCUUGCUGCUCCCUAAGUCUCUCCGCGCGUGUGGAGGGGGCACCCCCACAAGGGGAGAGGAGCCUGCACUCAGCCUCCUUGCUGGCCCCUUUCCGCUCUGCACCCCACUGCUGUCUUCUGCUGCUGUGCCCCACUCCGUGCUCUGUCAUGGGUCAGAAGCUCCAGGCCAGUUUUCUGGCCUUCACGACUUUUCCAGAUCUCACGGUUUAUUCGU
Sorex fumeus (smoky shrew) is the source of this 2639-nucleotide messenger RNA. It is a transcript of the gene SSH3, whose product is annotated as slingshot protein phosphatase 3. Gene Ontology annotation, molecular function: actin binding; protein tyrosine/serine/threonine phosphatase activity. The transcript has 14 exons. Gene Ontology annotation, biological process: negative regulation of actin filament polymerization; protein dephosphorylation; actin cytoskeleton organization. Lineage: Eukaryota; Metazoa; Chordata; Mammalia; Eulipotyphla; Soricidae. The coding region runs from base 90 to 2069 and encodes 659 amino acids. Gene Ontology annotation, cellular component: cytoplasm. The record is from RefSeq and is a predicted model, not a curated record.